Molecule: messenger RNA, 2993 nt
Organism: Ornithodoros turicata
Lineage: Eukaryota; Metazoa; Arthropoda; Arachnida; Ixodida; Argasidae
Product: protein piccolo-like
Exons: 18
Coding region: 1-1836 (611 amino acids)
Source: RefSeq, a predicted model, not a curated record
AUGGCAAUUUAUUCAUUAAGCGAAAAAGAAUCUGAACUGGCCAAACAGAAACCACAGUUAGGUUUGCACCUCACUCCCCAACUCCCUCAACCUCCUACCACCAACCAAGUGAGCCAGGGGAAGCCAGUGGCCAAACAGAAACCACAGUUAGGUUUGCACCUCACUCCCCAACUCCCUCAACCUCCUACCACCAACCAAGUGAGCCAGGGGAAGCCAGUGGCCAAACAGAAACCACAGUUAGGUUUGCACCUCACUCCCCAACUCCCUCAACCUCCUACCACCAACCAAGUGAGCCAGGGGAAGCCAGUGGCCAAACAGAAACCACAGUUAGGUUUGCACCUCACUCCCCAACUCCCUCAACCUCCUACCACCAACCAAGUGAGCCAGGGGAAGCCAGUGGCCAAACAGAAACCACAGUUAGGUUUGCACCUCACUCCCCAACUCCCUCAACCUCCUACCACCAACCAAGUGAGCCAAGGGAAGCCAGUGGCCAAACAGAAACCACAGUUAGGUUUGCACCUCACUACCCAACUCCCUCAACCUCCUACCACCAACCACGUGAGCCAGGGGAAGCCAGUGGCCAAACAGAAACCACAGUUAGGUUUGCACCUCACUCCCCAACUCCCUCAACCUCCUACCACCAACCAUGUGAGCCAGGGGGAGCCAGUGGCCAAACAGAAACCACAGUUAGGUUUGCACCUCACUCCCCAACACCCUCAACCUCCUACCACCAACCAAGUGAGCCAGGGGAAGCCAGUGGCCAAACAGAAACCACAGUUAGGUUUGCACCUCACUCCCCAACUCCCUCAACCUCCUACCACCAACCAAGUGAGCCAGGGGAAGCCAGUGGCCAAACAGAAACCACAGUUAGGUUUGCACCUCACUCCCCAACUCCCUCAACCUCCUACCACCAACCAAGUGAGCCAAGGGAAGCCAGUGGCCAAACAGAAACCACAGUUAGGUUUGCACCUCACUACCCAACUCCCUCAACCUCCUACCACCAACCACGUGAGCCAGGGGAAGCCAGUGGCCAAACAGAAACCACAGUUAGGUUUGCACCUCACUCCCCAACUCCCUCAACCUCCUACCACCAACCAUGUGAGCCAGGGGGAGCCAGUGGCCAAACAGAAACCACAGUUAGGCCAAACAAAAACCACAGUUAGGUUUGCACCUCACUCCCCAACUCCCUCAACCUCCUACCACCAACCAAGUGAGCCAGGGGAAUCCAGUGGUACCCAUUCUGACGAGCGUGCUGCUACAAAAGGUAGUGCGGUAGCCUCACCCACACCUGGCACAUCUUCAGUGACAUCCUCACCUUGCAGCGCACCUCAAGAUCUCAGUCCGUUGGCUGAACCCCUACAAAGCGACACCGCAAAAGAUUCAAGUACACGGCAGACCACAGCCUCUGCAUCUGGUAUUAGUCACAGGCGGGGACGUCCCCUAAAGCGAAGAACGCCUCGAACUGCUGCCCUCAUUCAUCAGCUUCAAGUAUCAAGGGAGCGCCUCCGACGUGCACUAUUUCGAAGCCGUGCAACCAUGCACUUUGGGGGCCUCACAAGAAGCCAGAUAGUGUUUGCAGCAUCACGGUGUUUGUCAAAACGUGCUCUCAGUCUAUUCCGUGUUCAGCUAUUUCUGCAGCCAUUGAACAAGUUUGGUCGGAGGUGGCCCCCCCAGUUUAGGAGCUUCGCGCUUAACUUGCAUUUCAAGGGUCCUCAAGCAUAUCACUACUUAAGUAAAGUGCUGGCAUUGCCAUCCGAGAGUUCCCUGAGGAGUGAGUUGGCUAAAAGACAUUGUUGUGGAACCUGGAGUCAUGCCUUCGGUCCUUCAAGGACUUAAGACAAGACUCCAAGGACUGCCUCCAAAAGAUCGUACAUGCACAAUGAUUUUUGAUUAAAUGUCCAUAAAAGAACCUUCAAUAAAAGUCCAUUCAACAGGAUGAUGAGGAUUAGAUUUGCUAUCAGUGAUUCCACCAAACAUAAGGAGUUACUAGAGUCUACAGUACAGUGGAUUGCACAGUGGAAAUUUGACAGUGAUAGGCAACCUCCUACUGUUAGGGGGUGCCAAAUCACAAUUUGUGCAGUACUUGCAUUGUGGGAGGGCCUUCGCCAAAAUUUUGGUUUUGAACAUCUGCUGACACGGCGGCUCAACCAGGACCCUGUAGAAAACAUGUUUGGUCAAUUCCGGCAAAUGCAUGGGUGCAAUGAGACACCAAACGCGUUUCAGUUCGUAGCAGGCCUCAAGCAUACCCUUGCGGGGAACCUCAUGAAGCUUCCAAGCAGAGGCAACUGUGAGGCUGAUACGACUGAACUUUUAAAUGAUCUGAUGCACAUGCCGGUUUCCUCAACUGCAAGCAGUUCUUAUAAGACUGCCGACUCCCAAGGGGUGCCUACAGUUGAUGAAAUGCAGGCUGAACAUGGUAUCCGUGAUGUGCAAGAGCCCGACAAUAUUAUUGAGGCUAAUGCACAGUAUGCACAUGCAGGGUCCUUGAUUCACUCUUUCUUGAAGAAAUCAGAAUGUCCCAACUGCCCAAACUUGUUGAAGGCUGCAGAUGAGGGGCUACUAAGGCCAGAAGGCUUGUACACUUACUUGCAAAGUGAAUCACAAGUGUCUGGCAGUACAUUUUGAGCCCCAUCAGAUGCCUUCUUUGCGUUCUUUUGCAAGUUAGAAAGCACAUUCUUACGAGAGGUUGCGAACGUCCUACACAGAAAAGGAGUAAAGCAGCGCCUCAUAAGUGCCUUCAUUGAGAACAGUCAUGAGCCUUUCUGUUGCGCAGCAUGUCACGCCCAUUUCUUAUCUUUUUUUGCCAUAAAGCGGAUGCAAUACCAUAUCAGACUUAAAAACAGAGAGUCUGCUGAGGCUGCUUACAGACGGUCAGAGCAGAGGAAACGAAAAAAGCUUCCAACGUAAUUGUAAUUUCAUCAGUAGCUUCAGACGAAUAGUAGAGCACAUGAAAAAAAAAACCCUUAUGAAUCUCACCCAACACUGUGUUGAUA